Messenger RNA from Lasiosphaeria miniovina, 2166 nucleotides. RefSeq lists its product as uncharacterized. Bases 1 to 2166 code for a protein of 721 amino acids. Lineage: Eukaryota; Fungi; Ascomycota; Sordariomycetes; Sordariales; Lasiosphaeriaceae. The transcript is spliced from 3 exons. The record is from RefSeq and is a predicted model, not a curated record.
AUGGGGUCAAUCGGGAGUGUGGACCCGUCGCAAGCGGUCGACGGCUUGGUCCGUGCCAUGCGGGAUCUCACUGCUGACACCAACUACAAGAUCGUUGCCGACGUCUUCAGCGAGUUCCUGUUCCUGAAAGAGCACAACAACCGCCUUUCCAACUCCCACGUCGUCGUGCUCGAGGAGUACCGCAAGUUCAGGAAUGAGCUUGAGUCCCACGAGGCCCUGCUGAUCAAGGAGAAGGGGGAGCUCGAGCAAACGAUUAAAGAGAAGGUCCAAGAGUCACACCAACUCAGCGCCAUCAAGAUAAAGUUGGAGGGCGAUCUUGAGGACACGAUAAAAAGCCUCGAGCUGGAGAAGAGCAAUGCUGCCGACGCCGCCAAAGCUGCUGCAAAGGAGCUGGCCGACCUCCAAGCAGCAAAGGUUGUUGUGGAGGAUGCGAAAAAGGACGCAGAGGAUGCCGCCGCCGCCGCCGCCGCCGCUGCGGCGCAGGAGAUCGCAGCUCUGACAGAAGCCAAGACCGGCCUGGAAGAGGUGAAGGCGAGCAACGAGGCCGAGAUUGCAUCGCUGCAGGGGAAUGUUGCCGGGCUCGAGGGCGCCAAAGCCGCGCUGGAAGAGGUCAAGGUUAAUAAAGAGGCCGAGAUUGAGAAGCUGAAGGAGAACAUCGCCACCUUGGAGGAGGAGAAGAAGAAGGUGGAGGAAGCACUCGAGGCAGCCAAUCAAAAGAUUGCCUCCUUGAACGACACGGUCGCCCACAAGGACACGGAAAUAGAGAGUCUGCACGAGUCACUACGGGCCGUGGAGGAGCAGAUCGGCUCCCUGCAGCAGACCGUUGACGACAAGAACGGCGAGAUCGAUGAUCUUCAUGGUCGACUCAAGGCCGAGACUGAGCGGGCCGAAAAUGCCAUUGCCCACGGCAACGAUCUCCAGACAAAGCUGGAAGAGACGGACCACGAUCUGCAGGCCAUGACUGGGAGGUUUGAGGAUCUCGAACAGUACCGGAUCGAACUCGAGCAGGACAGCGAAGACAGCUAUGUUACGGUUCUUGACAAGAUCUGGACUACGCUUGUGCACCUGGUUGAAAACACGUUCCGGCCAGACAUCGACGAGUCAAUCUUGGCGGACCAGUCCUGCUGGACAAACCUGCGCAACUCGCAAUACCUCAAGCAUGCAACACAGCUGCAGGUACCAUUGCCGCCAUCCAACUCGCCGGCCGCCAAGGGCAUGCGCAUCAGCGCGGUUCUAGCUGUGCUCUCGCGGGCGCUGCACAAACACGUGUUCCGGCCAGUCUACAUCCUCGAAGACGACGACGAAGGUUUAGUCAAGUUCCUCCGCACCCUCGAGGACGAAGAUCCAUCACGCGAGGCCCACAUGCGAGCAACGCUACUGUCUAUGAUGCCCGAGAGGCAGCUCGACCAAGGGGCGCGCCGCGUCAAGACAGUUGUACGGGAGGUGUCGUGGCUCGUACAGCACUUGCUCAGUGCCCUGCAGUUCGAGGCAUUCUGCUCCGGACUCGAAUCUGCCUGCCGGGUGGCCUGUGAGCAAUGGCGUCGCAUCCAGAUAGCCAACAUCAAGAUCGAGCCAUACUUUGGGCCUCCGUAUGACGACUUCGACUGGCAGGUGCUCGAGCUGCCAGAGUUUGCCGAGGCGGCUGAGGGCGAAGAUGCGAUGACGGUGACCAUAGAUGACCAUGACGACGGCGCUACCGUGACCGAUGGCCCGCUGGAGACGGUAGAGGCUAGUGAGGUGCAGUCGGACGGUGCUGCAGGCGAUGCCAACGCCAUGUUCGACAAUCUCGACGCCUCGUCCCAGCAGAAUCUCGAGCACGGCGUCGAAGACAUGGAAGAGGAGGAUGGCGACUGCGACAUCGAUCCGGAUGAGAUCCUCCUCGUUGUCUGGCCAAGCAUGUGCUUGGUCGAGAACGGCGAGCUCAUGUCCAUCACGCAAGGCCUGGUUAUCUCCAAAGAGCAGGCCCGCCCGGCUCUCGAAGAGGUGCGGUCCCGCUCACGCCAACCACCACGCCCCGGGUCUCGCCGCGCCCGCACUAUGUCGAUGCCGGGCCAGAGCCGCGGCAACAGCCCGCGUGGCAAGUCGGCGCAUUUUUUAGCAAUAGCCCAGACAGCAUCCGAACCGGCGGGAGGGAUUGCCGUGGAUGGUGGAGCCGACGAUGGGUGA